Cricetulus griseus (Chinese hamster) is the source of this 1155-nucleotide messenger RNA. NCBI's taxonomy places the organism in Eukaryota, Metazoa, Chordata, Mammalia, Rodentia, Cricetidae. The record is from RefSeq and is a predicted model, not a curated record.
AUGGGGGAGAAGAGGGUGGAGCCGCAGGACUUCCUCAAGAACUUCCAGGAGUACCUGAGCCAGCAGACCCACCAGGUGAACGCGUUGGCCUGGGACCUGGCCGGGCAGGCCCGAGGGAGUCCCCGACUCCCCAGGGAUGCUCUGGACGGGAACUUGGUGCUGAUGCUGGACGACUUGGGAAGGACACUGGAGGGCAAGCUACAGUGCCCGUACUGCGGCUAUGCCAGCCAGAGGACAGAGUGGCUGGGGGGGGAAAACAGAAACCAACCCUUUGCCUCCGCCUACGAGCGCUACAUCGAAGCCCACUUGCGUUCCCACACCGGGGAGAAGCCCUACAAAUGCGAAUGGUGCGCCUACCGCUGCAACUACAAAAGCAACCUGUCCCACCAUCAAAGGCGCAGGCAUAAUCUGUCAUCUCUGACAGGGCCCAAGGCUUCCCUAGGCAGUGUGAGAAUGUGCAGGGACCUGCAGAGUAAAAGCAACGCGCAGGAUGGCAAACAAGGGGUGAUCUUCUCCUUGGAUCCGCCCCCCGUGGUCGUUCAGAAGCCAGACUGCCCGGGUGAGCUCACCCACAAGAUCCCAAACGUCCAGAGUGACUUCUAUGAUGGUAUGGAUAAAACCUCAGCGUGUGGACUGCCGAGGGACCCCCAAGAACCCUUGUUCGUGGACAACCCUUUGAACCAGAUGUCCCCUCUAGUGGGACACCUGUCCAGCUUGUCACCUGAAAACCAACAUCCCACAUCAGCUGACCUAGACUCUAGCCUAGAAGAAAAUCCUUACACGAUCCAACGGCCCUCUGUCCAAGGGAGUUUCACUUCGAGCUCCCCCAUAGUCCUCGAGCCUCCUCUACAGUCAUUCAAUCAGAGGGACUGCAGUGCAUUUGCAGGGCCCAGCAGCCAGCCAGUCGGCCGCACCAGCACCUCCAUCCUUGGAAACAGCCAGCCAAGCACUCCGGCCCCAGCCUUGCCAGUGGGGGGCCCUCAGCUUCUUUACCACUGCCAGCACUGUGACACAUACUUUGCAGAUAACAUCCUUUACACUAUUCACAUGGGAUGCCACGGAUAUGACAACCCGUUCCAGUGUAACAUAUGUGGCUACAAUUGUAAAAACAAGUAUGAUUUUGCCUGUCAUUUUGCAAGAGGCCAACAUAACUAG